AUGACGACAUCAUUCGCCGAUCGCGAAGACCCUACCACGCUCGUCCUAUUUGACGUCGAUGGCACUUUGACGCCAGCUCGCCAGACUAUUGAGCCUUACAUGCGCGAGCUGCUUGAGAAGCUUCGCAAGAAGGUUGUAAUUGGCUUUGUUGGCGGCUCCGAUCUCGCCAAGCAAGUUGAACAGCUUGGCCCUAACGUUAAAAAGGAUUUUGAUUUCUGCUUCUCCGAAAACGGCCUGGAGGCGUACAAGGCUGGUGUUGCUAUCGAUACUGAGAGUUUCAUCACUUUUGUUGGUGAGAAACCUUACAACGAGCUAGUCAAGUUCGUUCUCCGCUACUUGGCCGAUAUCGACUUGCCCAAGCGACGUGGCACUUUUAUCGAGUUCCGCAAAGGGCUGGUCAACAUCUCGCCUAUCGGACGUAACGCUAGCAUUGAGGAGCGCAACGAGUUCGAGGCCUACGACAAGCAACACAACAUCCGUCCUGCCAUGGUCGAGGCCAUCAAGAUGGCCUUCCCGGACCUGCCUUUGACCUACUCCAUCGGUGGUCAGAUUUCGUUCGACGUGUUCCCUACUGGUUGGGACAAGACUUAUUGUCUCCGCCACGUCGAGAAGGAGGGUUUCAAGACCAUUCACUUCUUUGGCGACAAGACCGCCAAGGGCGGCAACGACUACGAGAUCUACCACGAUCCUCGGGUUACUGGCCAUGCCAUCAACAACCCGCAUGAGACUGCUGCUGAGCUCGAGAAGCUUUUCUUUUAA
Messenger RNA from Wickerhamiella sorbophila, 759 nucleotides. Its product is annotated as Phosphomannomutase. Bases 1 to 759 code for a protein of 252 amino acids. Gene Ontology annotation, cellular component: cytosol. Lineage: Eukaryota; Fungi; Ascomycota; Dipodascomycetes; Dipodascales; Trichomonascaceae. The transcript has a single exon. The record is from RefSeq and is a predicted model, not a curated record. Gene Ontology annotation, biological process: GDP-mannose biosynthetic process; mannose metabolic process; protein N-linked glycosylation. Gene Ontology annotation, molecular function: phosphomannomutase activity.